UAUUCAGCAUGACGGAUUCGGACUUGGAGCAAUUAUCAACAUUUAUGGGACACACUCCUGGAACCCAUAAGAAUUCUUAUAGAUUGCCUGAUGACGUUUACCAAUCAUCUAAAAUUGUGAAAAUUUUGCUCCUCAUGGAACAAGGUACAUCUGCUUCUUUCAAAGGGAAAACUCUUGAUGAAAUCGAAGUUGAUUUGGAACAGAACCUAGAAGAUGAACUAGAACCAGAUGAAGAUGCCAUUCCAAGCGAUGUGAAUGAUGAUAUUAAUAUGGACUACGAAACACUUGAAAGGAGUAGUAGGCAGAUUAACAUUGAAAGAAGAGAAGAAUCUGAGAACGAAAACCAGAAGGAUGAGGUUCUGAAAAGAAAGAAUAAGAGAAAAAACAACAAAAUUCAAAGAACGCCGUGGACAGAGGAACAGAAGAAGGUUGUUAAAGAAUUUUUCCAAACCAAUAUCCGAAAUAAAGUACCACCCAAAAGAAUCGAGUGUGAAAAACUCAUAAGCCAGAAUAAUGAAUUAUUGAAGAACAAGGACUGGCUUAAAAUUAAGGUUUUCAUACAGAAUGUAUAUACCCUUAAAUGUAAGGGUUAAAAUUGAAAAAUUGUAUCAAUUUCAAUAGUUUUUUCUUGAAUAAAGGUUCACGAAUA
Harmonia axyridis is the source of this 649-nucleotide messenger RNA. RefSeq lists its product as uncharacterized. The transcript is spliced from 2 exons. Bases 9 to 593 code for a protein of 194 amino acids. NCBI's taxonomy places the organism in Eukaryota, Metazoa, Arthropoda, Insecta, Coleoptera, Coccinellidae. The record is from RefSeq and is a predicted model, not a curated record.